Molecule: messenger RNA, 1443 nt
Organism: Lentinula edodes (shiitake mushroom)
Lineage: Eukaryota; Fungi; Basidiomycota; Agaricomycetes; Agaricales; Omphalotaceae
Exons: 2
Source: RefSeq, a predicted model, not a curated record
UUACACAGCUCUCGCGACUCUAGUAAUCAUCUUGAACUACUUGAAAAGUACCGGAGUCUCCAUGCAUACAUUGCUGCCAACAAAGUACCCGCGCUCAACCGAAUUUUCUAUAUUGCGAAUAAAGAAGGAUGGUCAGUUGAUAAGUUGGCCAAGAAGAUGAAAGAUGCAGUUGAUGGAAGCUACUACCCAAAAUCCUACUCCGAAUACGAGAGAGACCUUGCUGUCCUGCUAUACGAAAUCGGUGGUGGAGCUACUUUAUACGCUCUCAACCACUCCCCUCUUUCACUCCCAUCUCGAUUUACAAUUUCUCGCCAGCGUCAAAGUUUUUCACUUCAAGAAUCCACGGCGGGACUACGAAUCACCGAGAUUUUACAAAAUAUCAAGACGGUAUUUGAAGGGUAUGCUCCGGGUGUAGGUCGUCGAGGUAUAAACCUCAGUCAAGAUGAGACCGCCAGUGAAAACCGGCUAUGUUGGUGCCCUUCUACGGAUAAGGUCUUCGGUCUCUGUGAGCAUGCCAAACGUCUUGGGGAUCUCAGACUGGGAAAGGAUAUGAAAUCAGUGGAAAAGAUUGUGCGGGCCGUUCGCGUUGAGAAGGAUAUUCACAUUGCGCAGGAGAUUAGCGUUGCGGCAUUUUCGCUUUACGACGAAAAUUUCUAUGGUGCCCGACCUGUGCUCAUCAUGCCGACUUGCAAGAAAGGUGAUUGGAAGUUAGCUGCGAUGCAAAAUGCGGUCCUCCUUGCGGCAUGGAAGUUUUCACCAUUUGGGGCUGCAGCACAUGGUGAUAUUUGGUCAUUAAGCUCAGAUGGUGACCCGAAGCGGCGUCCUGCCCUUUACCUUGUCACUAUGGUGCGACAGGUGCAGCCCAGCGACAUAUUGUUCAAUUGGCUUGGAAAAUUACCUGGAUUGAAUCUUUUGUGUGGACCCAACUUCGAGACACCGUCUUUCGAUCCAAAGCACGACAUUAAGCGUUGUUGUACUCUGCUUUCGUCUAUUGACGGCAUGGUUGUGAAUGGUGUCAUUAUUAACAAAUCGAUUCUUGGUCUCUGGUUCCAGCGUUUGGAAGGACAUGACUGGACAGAAAUUGACAUCGAAAAUGUUUUCAACUUUGGUGAUCACCAAGAUGUUCCUCGAGCGUUCACGCUGCUCUGCCUCGUAGCUGAUCUUCGAGAACUCGAUGAUAGUGACCUGGAUCCAUCUGAGAUUCAUACAUUUCGCUCGCUCAAACUACUUGGAAAGCUUUUCGCCUAUCUUGUAGAACCUUUUCUUCUCCUGGAUCUCUCUCUCUUCAGUCAGAUGAAACGACUAGUCAAAUUCGCUUACCUGGCAUUUGCCCUCUACGUGAAACAUGGUCAGUCCUUCAUGACACCGCAGCUAUAUGGCGACAUCCAAGCAAUGAUCAAGAAUGCUAUUUUUCUUGUUGCUCACACGAAGAGCCUUGAUCCU